This is a messenger RNA of Aegilops tauschii subsp. strangulata, 2807 nucleotides long. RefSeq lists its product as uncharacterized. Lineage: Eukaryota; Viridiplantae; Streptophyta; Magnoliopsida; Poales; Poaceae. The record is from RefSeq and is a predicted model, not a curated record.
GUUGGAGCUUCAGACAGGCUUCACUGAAGGGACAACAUGGAGUCCAAGGAAACAAACACAUCGUUUAAUUGUGAACAUCUGAAGAAGGUCAAGAUCAGAUGCCCUCAGGGUGACAAAAGGGUGGGCAAUAUUGUGAAUGUCAUACUUGCCAGUGCCUCUGUCCCGGAAUUUGUCAUCAAUCCGUACGAGCGCUGGGAUCCUUUGGAGUAGGCCUCUCUUUGCUCCUUGAUGGUAGGGAGAUGUGCAUGACCCUUUGCCGAAGGCAAGUGUUGCUUCCGGUUUGAUGUGGAAAGGCGUUUUAAUGUUUGUGUGAUCAUGAGGCCAACAAAUUAAUAGUAUCAUUAUUGUCCCUGUAACUGAAUCUGGAUAUGUGUUUGCAGAGAAAUUUGAUAUCGGGGUUGUGUUUGACAUUAUUCUGGAUUACUGUAAUCUCAUCGUUUGGUUGACUGUUUUUCCAUAUUUUGCCAUGUGGCUGCCCUCUCACGGUAUACUCGUCCGAAACAUACUCCAGUUUAAAAUCAUGCUGGCUGAAAACAUAACAAUAUACAAACAGCAAUUGAUGGAAAUGCACCGGGCAGGCCUACCUCUGUUGUAGAAAAGCUAACGUCUGAGGAUAAUGCCACACGCGGGCCCGCACAACAGAGGCACAAAAGUGGCGAGUGCCCUCGGCGGCCUCCCAGCAAGCGCAGCAUAAUAGCUUGGGAUUUGGGUGAUUCCAGUCUACAGAUAGAGAGAGACGUUCAAGAGAGAGAGCCCCUAGCUUCCACCCCAGUUCUCUUCCUCGGUUCCUAUCCUUCCCAUUUCUUUAGCAUCUUGCUCCCGCUUUCUACUAGUAGUUCUCAAGUAAAUUAGAGGUGGCAUGUUUCCCGUCGGAUGAGAGAUUUUACAGCAUUUUAGCCUUUUCUCUCUACACCAGGGCCCUCUCCCACCUUGUGCAGUGUUUUUGAAUCUCAACCGAGAAAUGAUGCUUCACAGGCAGAUCUGCUGAGCUGGGGACUCUCUUGUUCUUCCGCUCAUUCUCGUUGGUUGGCCUUUGGUCGUCAGAAUCAUCGGCGGAGUGCUUUGGAUAGUAGCGCUCUGCACUGUGCACGCCACCUGUUCGACUGAAUGCCAUGACGAAGAAGCCAGGCAAGAGAGCGAAAGCAAUGGAUGUUGGCGACAGGAUCAGCGGCCUCCCUGACGAGCUGCUCCACCGCAUCCUGUUCUCCUUGCCGGCGCAGGACGCCGUGCGCACGUGCGUGCUGUCACCAAGGUGGCGCCACCUGGUUGUCCGCACGGCACCUCAAUGUCAGCACUCUGGGGUUCACCGGCGAGGCGAGAUUCGCCCAGUUUGUGAAUAACUUGCUGCUGCGUCGUGGCCAUGCGCCUCUCGACACCUUCUGCCUGCACGCUGAGGGGCCUCACAUUUUGUUUGACAAUAUCCGUGACACUGCCAACCUGUGGAUAUACCAUGCCCUGAGGUGCAAUGUUCAGGCGUUGAGCAUUGCCGACCAUGACCUGUACGAGGAAGGCGAAACAGAAGAUAUUCUUAGAACCUUCCACCCCGACCGUUACUCCUUUACCUCAUCACACUUGAAAAGAUUGCAUCUUCUCUAUGUUUGUGUCAGCAAUUGCCUCAUCAAGCACCUCUUGUCUGGCUGCCCGGCGUUGGAAGACCUAGAGAUGAAUGACUGUGACAUCACUGCCACAGAAUUUUCCUCUACCACAUUGAAGAACUUGAGCAUCAGCACCGUUGGUUUCUCUGUAACAAAAGAUGAGGAAGUUGAUAUUGUUAUAAAUAUGCCUAGUCUAGUCUCACUAUGCAUCGGUGCACUACUCUGUACGAAGCCUUCUUUUAUCAACAUGCGAUCAUUGUUAACAGUCUCCAUUCACUCAGAACAGACAGGGUUUGAAUUUGUUAAUGGCUGCUCUAUUCUUCGUGCUUUUUCGAACGCCAGGAACUUGACACUGCUGCACGUUGGCCCCAUGGUUGGGAAAGAAUUAUUGGGAAAUGAGAUACUAUUCCAUCAAGUAGUGUUCACUAAUUUGACAACUUUGUCUUUGAAUGAAUGGUGUUUGCAUAAUAGCUGCAAAGCACUGCUGUACGUGCUUAGGCACUCACCUAAUUUAGAAAAGCUUACUCUUGGGUUGUCCGAGGUUGGAGCUUUAAUCUAUCGACGUCCCGAGCUUUCAGGAAAUUUUGCUGUGAAAAUAAACCCCUGUUGCAAGGGAACAGAGACACCAUUUUAUUGCCAGAAGCUUAAGAAAAUCAAAAUCACCUGCCCAAAGCAUGAUAAAAGAGUCGGUGUCGUGGUGGCGAUCUUAUGCGCUAACCUUAUCUCUCUCCCAGAAAUAAAUAUCAAGCCAUCUUGAGGUAUAUUAUGGUGAUCGAAACGCUGGUGACCUGGCUGGAUUAGAGCUUGUCGAACUGCAUGCAUCGGAUCGCUGUCUUGCUGGCUUCACAGCGCUUAUGUGCACUGAUUUGUUACUGUGGUUUAUUUCGAACGCCCGUCGCCGUUCACUGGCAUAGCCGCAGCUAGUUUCGGUUAUUUUUUUAUCAGUAAGUUUUAACUUGGUAUAUGGUAAAACCGUAAAGUGUGUACUCCGCUAUGCACCAAGCAAUCGCUGGUGCAUGUACGGUGAAUGGCUUGUGAUGCAAAUGGCAGAACCCUAUUGUUUUUCAUGUGUGUGUGCGCGCGCUUAGGUUGUGCACGCGUUCAAUUAAUGUCUCACUAUCCAUUGGAUACCCGGAUGAAUUGGAACAUGGGAAUUGUACACCACAUUUUUUUGAUUGGUUUCUGUAGGGCAAAACACCCCACAGCCUUUUA